Messenger RNA from Plenodomus lingam JN3, 759 nucleotides. Its product is annotated as mitochondrial 54S ribosomal protein uL6m. Gene Ontology annotation, biological process: translation. Lineage: Eukaryota; Fungi; Ascomycota; Dothideomycetes; Pleosporales; Leptosphaeriaceae. Gene Ontology annotation, molecular function: structural constituent of ribosome; rRNA binding. The record is from RefSeq and is a predicted model, not a curated record. Gene Ontology annotation, cellular component: mitochondrial large ribosomal subunit; ribosome.
AUGUUCGCCCACGCCCGCCAACGGUGCGCGCAAAGCAUCGCACAGCCCUCGCUUCAAUCCACUGAAUCAAUUCCGACUUUCCUACUCCCCGCUCUUACCCGGCCCGUGGCGUCGAGGACCUUUACCACAACCUCACCAUGUAAAUCCAAGAUUGGCUCACAGCCGCUCUCAAUACCUUCGGGAGUUACUUUUCAAGUGAUAGCGCCGUCGUCUAAAAAUAUGGGAUCGAGAGUGCAGGCCAUGUCGACAGUGCGUAUUAAGGGACCGCUUGGCGAGCUGUCAAUGGAUGUCCCACACUAUGUCAAUAUCAAUACAGACUCGGGCCAGUCAGGGCCAACGUUGACUAUACAAGAUUCGACGGAUGCAAAGCAGAGGGCGAUGUGGGGAACGACGCGCGCAUAUCUGCAAAAUCACAUCACAGGCGUCAGCGAAGGCCACAGCGCUAUCCUGAGCUUCGUUGGCGUCGGCUUUCGUGCCUCGGUUGAAGAUUCAGCUACCACAGUAAAGCCGGAGUUUCCAGGUCAGAAGUUUGUCAACCUGAAGGUUGGCUACUCUCACCCAGUCGAACUGGGCAUACCGAAGGGUAUUACGGCGAGUACACCGCAGCCAACGCGUUUGCUACUCGAGGGGCCGGAGAAGGAUGUACUCAAGCAGUUUGCAGCAAACAUCAGGAAGUGGAGGGAACCUGAACCCUACAAGGGCAAGGGUAUCUUUGUGGACGGGGAGACGAUCAAGCUGAAGAACAAGAAGAUCAAAUGA